AUGACCCAAGACAUAGACAAAGGCUUAAUGUACAUUUUGAGUUUACCUCACAAGGUAUUCGUCUCGAGACAUGGUUUAUUUUUAGUUUCUAAUACUCAAUGCACCUCAUACCAUAGCGUGAUUAUAAAAAGACCUAAUUUAAAACAAAACCAUCUGAAAGAGAUAUGUGCUUCAGUGAAUAAAUAGUUAUAUUUAUACACUAUUACACGGUCACGUUUAUAUACUGUGCAUGUGUUCUGCUCAAUAAUGUGUUUGUUGUUCGGGAAUUCAUGAUCAGGUAGGUUUAGGCUAACUGAGAGGGAAUACUGGCCAAAACAGAUUUACUUAUAUUGAAAGAACACGUCAUGAUCUAUAAACAUACACAGCUAGGACGACCGGGACAACUACGACAACCGGGGCGAAGGGGGCGACCGGGAAAACAGGAACAACCGGGGCGAAGGGGACGACCGGCACAACCGCCCGGACAACCGGGACAACGUAUGGGGACAACAAGGACAACCGGUACAACGUAUCGUGACAACCGGGGCAAUCGGGACAACAAGGACAACCGGGACAACGUACCGGGACAACUGGGACACCCGAGACAUCGGGGACAACCGGAAUGACCGGAACAACCGGGACAUCCGGGAAAACCGGUCAUCAGCGUUGAGCGGUCAGCGAUGA
Porites evermanni is the source of this 663-nucleotide messenger RNA. The record is from the annotation of a GenBank genome assembly. Lineage: Eukaryota; Metazoa; Cnidaria; Anthozoa; Scleractinia; Poritidae.